AUGGCCUCCGCAUCAUCUUACAUGUCCCUCCAGGGAGGCUAUGCCCGUCGACAGGAUAAGUCACCUUCGAUGUUCAUCUCCUCGACAGUGCCUAUCGUGCAUGAAAACACAAUCAUCCUCGCAGUUACUCAACCCACCCUCUCCACAGCUGGUCCACAAGAAGAUGGUUGGCUUAUAUCGGACUUUUACGCCUUCAACUAUCUGCUCAAAGGGCUCGGUAUGAAGCAGACCUGGUUAACUGCCGUGGAGCCCUCGAAGCUCGUCCAGAAAUACGGAUCAUACCUACAUGGAAAUCCGUAUGAGUCCAGGAUAUGUCUAAGCCAAGAACUCAUAGACAACAAUGAGUUCUCGCCUGUAACGGUGGUUAACCCGGCAAUAAUGAUCGAUCAAUUCCUAAUAGAAGCGAAGGAAGCUUCAGAGGUGGCUAAGAGACAUUCAGCACCCCUUCUUCUCCUUGUCUUCUGCCACACACUCCCCGGAUUUGAUUUUCUUUUAGGCAAUGAGACCAAGCACAAGGGUCUAACUGCCACCGGGUUAAAAGGUGUGCUUGAGCCCGGAGUACAUGUCAGCCUAGUUGCUACGGCAUGUCACUCCGGUGGCUGGGUCACAAUCCCAGAUUUCAACCACACCACCAUGGCAGCAGCUUACGUUACUUGUGAAAAUGUGGGAAAGGCGAAUGCCCGGGCCGAUUUGGAGAGUAUCGCCCGGACCUGCGGUUCUGCCUUCGCGAGCACGAUCGUGGAGAGUCUGUCCAGCGCAGCAAGCCCACUCCUUUGCGCCAGCGAAAGGUCCGAGCCAUCAAGUUCUCUUAAAACCAUGCCCUCGAUACAGCCUGAAGGCCUUGAUCAAUGCCAGGCGCUGGCAUAUAAUGCGUUAUGCGAUUCGAUCUCGCGAACAUGUGAACAGCGUGUAACUCGACUUUGGAAUGCCCAAGGUUUCAGUUCCAACGUGCAGGAUGACCAUUGGGAUUCUUCCUGGACAGGACGAACCGGCGUGCCACUGAGUUAUUUUGAACGGCGGUGGGAGGCGCUCACCCCUUACACCUACACCGGACCAGCGCUUAUUCGUGACCUUGGAAACACACAACCAAACAGCUCUGGCUUUCUUGGGGCUGGCCCUACAAGCAGUGGCAGCGCAAGCGAGAUUGUUGAACAAAUGACGGAUAAUAUUACCCACGGACGGAUCAAAGCCAUGGGCCGACAUUUCCGCCAAACCUGCCCCGGAGACUGGGAUAGAGGACGAAUGGUAGGAUUCGGCGGAACAUUGCGAGCAUACAUUGAGCGCGACGAGUAUAAGGAACGGGCGCCUAUGUUUGCAGCAACUAUCCGGUUCCGCUGGGAAAUGGCACUUCUUACAGACUACGUCGUUAGCUACUUCAACCUUCCUAAGCCCGACAAUCAGAUAUGCAUAAUGUGGAACGGUUUUGCCUGGAUGGUCAGGAUGGACAAAGCCGAUCCUACUUGGCAUGAGCGCGAGGAGAAAAUCACCCGUGCCCUUGGCGAGUGUUUCCACCUAGUCCCCCGUGAUGAUCAAGGUCCGUUGUUCUUCCGACCUAAUUGGUACUUGACAGCUUCUCUCGUCGAGGCAAACAAGCCCCACGAGGAGACCAUGGCGAUCAUCUCCGCUAUCAUUCAGUUUAUGGAGACAUUGAAUUAUUUCCAUAAGCAGCGUGCUUGUGAGGAUGAGUGUGUCCGCCGCUGUGCCCGAGAUUGGUUUAAGUCUAUCGGCAGACGAGCUCUUCAGUCACUUUCCCCGUGA
Penicillium griseofulvum is the source of this 1758-nucleotide messenger RNA. RefSeq lists its product as uncharacterized. The coding region runs from base 1 to 1758 and encodes 585 amino acids. The transcript has a single exon. The record is from RefSeq and is a predicted model, not a curated record. NCBI's taxonomy places the organism in Eukaryota, Fungi, Ascomycota, Eurotiomycetes, Eurotiales, Aspergillaceae.